GCUUAUGAGGGAAGGAGGUUAUGUGAAAAUCCAGGCCAGAAUUUGUCAGUGAAGCUGGAUGUUGCAAUUAGGUCUGCUGAUAAGGGUGACUAGCCAGACUAUAUACAAGUGACAGAGGAAGAGGUUCUUAGUGCUUGUCCUGAGGCUCUAUGUGCUUGCACCUUCUCUCCAAGUAGGGCCAAGCGAAACUUCCUAACAUGUACCAGCCACUAAUUGCCUUUAUUUGGGGGGCCUUUCUGCUGCCCCAUGGAUUGGAUGGGCACUCACUGUCCCUGGCUCACUCAUCAGAGAGCACUUCUGGAACGAACCAGUCCCCAACUGUCUCCAUGGAUGCUCCAGGCCCUACAUUGCUUAGUUCCAAAUCCUUCCAGUCCCCCUUCCCUCAAAAGGGUGUUUCCUGUAAGGAUCUGAUGCCUGAUGCCCUGGAAAAUUUUGCCGCCAUACCUCAGCUGUCCCAGAUCUUCAUUCAAACUGCACUGGCACUUGCUCUGCAAAGUGGAGGCUGUACUCAGCAUGCAGAUAUCUUGGUUCUGCGUCUCUACAGGAAGCUGGGGAAAGCAGACACAGACGCUCUGUUGUCUGUGAUGGAAAGAUCUCUGGGAACAGCUAGUUCUAGUCAGAGCAAGAGCAGUGCUGCUUUGGAGUUCAACCUGGACCAGCUGGCAUACACACAAGCUCAGAGCUGCAAAGGUCUGGUUCAAAUUAAAGGGUCUGUCUUGCAUGGCUGGGUGCAUAGUGUCUACAGAGGGUUUUCGGCAGCUGCUGCAGCUUGUCACCAGCAGGGGGCCAGUUGUGCUGGUGUGGCCUCCAAUGAUACUGGUUUCUACCAAGUAAUAGAACGAGAUGGCAGCUACUUCCUUCCACACUAUGGCGCCCAUUCCUGGCUACAUCAGUGCCAGAAGACUGCAAGAAACAGUCGUUCUGCCCUAGAGAACUGUAGGAGUGAGAGGGAACAAAAAGUAUACUCAGUUGUGGAAUGGAUACCUGUGGUCAGCACCUAUUACAACUUUGGUACCAGCAUCUACUACGCAACCCAGAACUGCACCAAUCUGGCCAAGGAACGUGCUCUGGAGGGUGCCAUGGACCUAGGCUAUGAUGUAUUGACUGGUUUGACAGGUGGGGCAGGUGGUGUUGUUAGGAUGGGUAUUGCUGCAGGGCUAAAGCCUGUGGUAAAGGCUGGUGUGCGUGCUUCCAUCAACUAUUUCUACCCAAAGGAAGAGCAUUAUCCUAUCCCAACCAGCUACUCUGGCCCAGUAAUAAUUACCUAGCUGGUUCUUCUUUCUCCACCCCCACCUCCCCAAUCAUGUGUCUCUUUUAGAUAUUUGCUAUGUGUUCAUAUUUGAUGUUUUAAGAAUGUGCAUGGUAGGAGGAAAUAAACAGACCCUUAUUUGCUCUUUUGA
Heteronotia binoei (common prickly gecko) is the source of this 1400-nucleotide messenger RNA. RefSeq names its product apolipoprotein F (gene APOF). Gene Ontology annotation, biological process: cholesterol metabolic process. Lineage: Eukaryota; Metazoa; Chordata; Lepidosauria; Squamata; Gekkonidae. The record is from RefSeq and is a predicted model, not a curated record. The transcript has 2 exons. Bases 198 to 1268 code for a protein of 356 amino acids.